Molecule: messenger RNA, 3225 nt
Organism: Fomitiporia mediterranea MF3/22
Lineage: Eukaryota; Fungi; Basidiomycota; Agaricomycetes; Hymenochaetales; Hymenochaetaceae
Product: TPR-like protein
Exons: 2
Coding region: 1-3225 (1074 amino acids)
Molecular function (GO): protein binding
Source: RefSeq, a predicted model, not a curated record
AUGGAGUACUAUGUCGACCUUGAAUCUGUUUGCCGUGGACUCUACAAUCUGGCCCUAAAAAAUUGGGAUCGCUUUGAGCAAUCGGGCGAACGAGGAGAACUUGACAAGUCGAUUUUUCACGGUCGCGUAUUACUCGGACUUUAUCCUGAGAGACAUCAAGAUCGCAACAAGGCAUCUACUAUUCUCGGAAAUUUUCUUUCCAGACGAUUCAAGCAAUACGGGAGAAUGGAAGAUCUAGAGGAGGCAGUUGAGUGCUAUCGUGUUGCCCUGGAACUUUGCCCCGACGGUCAUCCCAAUCGUCCCAUUUCUCUCGGUAACCUAUCAAGCUCCCUUCAGACUCGGUUUUCUCGACAUGGAAAAACUGCAGACCUUGAUGAGGCCAUAGAACAUAGUCGCACUGCUCUGAAUCUUUUCCCCAACAGCCAUCCCUAUCAUUCCAUGUCUCUGAAUCUCCUUGCGGAUUCCCUUCACACUCGUUUUGAACAGUGCGGACGAACAGUAGACCUCGAUGAGGCUGUUAAGUAUCACCGUGCCGCCCUGGAUCUUUGCCCCCUCAGUCAUCCCAAUCGUCCCGUGUCUCUGAAUUGCCUUGCGGGCUGCCUUGAAGCGCGAUUCCGACAGCUUGGACAGACUGCAGACCUUGACGAGGCUGUAAAAUAUCAUCGUGCUGCCUUGGAGCUUUGCCCACACGGCCAUCCUAAUCGCCUAAUGUCUCUGAACAACCUCGCAGGUUCCCUUCAAACGAGAUUUCACCAAUAUGGGCAAGCUGCGGACCUUGACGAGGCUGUCAUGUAUCAUCGAGCGGCUUUGGAGACUCGUGCCAAGGACCAUCCCAACCUUUCCAUGUCUAUGAACAAUCUCGCACUUUCCCUUCAAGUUCGAUUUGAACAGCACGGGCGGACCACGGAUCUUGACGAAGCCAUUGAGCUUUAUCGCUCUGCCUUGGGAGCCCUACCCAGCGACGAUCCUAGACGUUCUUUGUCACAGAGUAAUCUUGCAGAUUCCCUUCAAGCUCGAUAUAAUCAGUAUGGGCAGACCGCUGACCUUGAUGAGGCCAUCAAUCUAUACCAUUCUGCACUGGAACUUUACCCCGGCGGCCAUCCUCAUCGUUCCUCGUCUCUGAAUAAUCUUGCGCAUUCCCUCCAAGCUCGAUUUGAGCAACAUAGGCAGAUGGCGGAUCUCGAUGAAGCCAUUGAGCUGUGCCGCUUUGCCCUGGAAAUUUGCCCCGAUGGCCAUCCUAACCGUUCUGCAUCACUGAACAACCUUGCAAAUUCCCUUCAGACUCUCUUUCAACAACAUGGGCAGACUACAGACCUUGAUGAGGCUGUCCAGUAUCAUCGUGCUUCCCUGGAAAUUUGCGGCAAUAGUCAGCCUAGUCGUUCCAAGUAUUUGGCUGGCCUUGCAAGUUCUCUUCAUUCUCGUUUUGAACAGCAUGGACGGACUGCGGAUCUUGACGAAGCCAUCAAACAUUCCCGUGCCGCCGUAGAACUGUGUCCAGAAGGCAAUUCUCAGCAUUCCGGGUCUCUGAGAAACCUGGCCAUUCCUUUACUUUCUCGAUUUAAGAAGUUCGGUGACAAGGAUGAUCUUGAAGAGUGCAUGCAAUUAUUCGAACGUGCCACUGUGCAUAAAUUUUCAAGUGCAGUGAUGCGUCUCGAGACUGCCAGUCAAUGGGCUAGCUUUGCUCGAAGUCAUGCUCACCAUACUACAUCUAGAGCGUACAAAGCGGCAAUGUUGCUCUUGCAAAAAGUUCUCGUCGUUAAUCCUACCCUUCCUGCACAACACGACUUCCUCAAAGGAGUAAAUCACUAUAGAACUCUCACAUUAGAUGCAGUGGCCUAUGCUAUAGAGAGCAACAGGUUCGAAGAGGCUGUAGAGAUACUUGAGCAGGGGAGGGGUUUACUCUGGUCUCAGAUGCGUGGGUUUAGGGCACCUCUAGAUCGCCUUGCAGAAACGAACAAAGAGCUCGCUGACAGGUUCAGGAGUGUUAAUAGCCAGCUGGAGAGUCUUGCAAUCUCGUCUGCUGAGUCGCCGUCUGACACAAGUACAGCCCGGAAUGCGUUAUCCAUAUUAGACGCACAUGAAGAACGGAAAUUGUUUGAGGAGAGGCUGAAGCUGAAGAAGCAACUCAGUAGCGAGCAGGAGGAGGUUAUCAACAAGAUACGGCGAUUACCCGGGUUUGAGAACUUUCUUGCAGCUACGCCAUUUAAAGUACUCCAACACGCAACUUCAGACGGCCCAGUGAUUGUGAUCAACCAUUGCAAUUAUCGAUCUGAUGCACUCAUUGUUUCCUCACGCGAGAAUUUUCCGAUUGUCUGCAUUCCAUUAGAUGGAGAGUUCUUCAACGAUAGCAUUGAGUUGUACAUCGAGCUCUUGGAAACGCGCUUUCACUCUGGAGCUGACUCGCCGGAAUAUGACCAGAUCCUCUGCCAAGUGAUGAAGACGUUAUGGGAUAGGGUCGUCUCCAAAGUCGUCGACAAACUGAUCGAGCUCGGAAUUGCUGAAGGAUCGCGCAUUUGGUGGUGCCCUACCUUCGUGCUGUCCAUUGAGGACACAGACGGUGCUACGAGGUAUCUACUAGACAAAUUCGUCUCAUCGUAUGCUCCGACACUCGGAGCACUCGUCGAUGCACAGUCGUGUAAAGGCACGGAAGAACCGACAGUUCUUGUUAUCGGUGAUACUUCACUUCCGUCAGCUAAGAGCGAGAUUCGCAACAUCAAAAAUUGCGGCAUAAAAAUCAGAUUACUCAACAAUAAGACGUCUCACAAAACGGUGAUUAAAGCGCUUCGGGCCACGGCAUGGGUGCAUUUCGUUUGCCAUGGAGGCUUGGAUCCUCAGCCUUUCAACUCUUCAUUCAAGGUAUCUGACCGUGGUCUGACCUUACUCGAUAUUGUCCAAGCGAAUCUUCCGAACGCAGAGUUCGCAUUCCUUUCUGCCUGCCAUACUGCCGAACAACCUCACGAUGGCAUACAUGAUGAGGUGCUCCACCUCGCUGCAGCAAUGCAGUUCUCUGGAUUUCGAAGCGUGAUCGGGUCGAUGUGGGAACUACUUGACGUAGACGGGCCCUUCUUCGCCAGGAAAGUCUAUGAGUUCAUGUGCGACUGCGACGAGGGCGAGGCGAGGUACAAGCGGGCAGCUGCGGGGCUUCGUAAAGCGGCUGUAGAACUUAAAGGGCGACCUGACAUUCGCACUGAGAGAUGGGUUAAUUUGAUCCACAUAGGUGCUUGA